Molecule: messenger RNA, 8301 nt
Organism: Octopus sinensis (East Asian common octopus)
Lineage: Eukaryota; Metazoa; Mollusca; Cephalopoda; Octopoda; Octopodidae
Product: protein MLP1 homolog
Exons: 31
Coding region: 658-8286 (2542 amino acids)
Biological process (GO): neuromuscular synaptic transmission
Molecular function (GO): microtubule binding; kinase binding
Source: RefSeq, a predicted model, not a curated record
UUCCUUGCUCAGUAGUGCUGCUGUUGUCCUCUUUGCUAGUCGAGCUGUAGUGGUAUAUAUAUAUAAAUGUAUGUAUAUAGACAUCUAAGGAGAUAGAUAUAUAUGUAUGUGUGUAUAUAUAAUAUCUUGGAGAACGAGUUAUUUAUUUAGCGGUGAAUUGUCAGCCGUCCGGCCAUUCAGUUUUAUUUAAUUUGCAAAACAGAAGAAAUUGAAACAAAAAUUGCUAAACGCGAAAACUAUUCGCGAAAAAAAUUGGACAUUACUUAAAACCUACCAAAUACCUGAUUAAGGAAGCAGGUAUUCGAGUCUGGGAGAAAUAAUCCCACAUUUAACAAGGCCACUGACCCUCUCCGUUAAUUAAUUGUAAUUGACGCUGUUAAACUAAUAUUUAUUAUUAUUAUUAUUGUCACUGGGCAAAAUAAAGAAGGCGGGAAAACAAUUCGAAAAUUAAAUGAUUAUAAUCGAUAAAUUGAUUAAAAAUCAAACGAACAUGUUGAUUUACGAAAUUAUCUCGAGUUUAUCGAAUUUUACGUGAUUAAUGACGAGAAGGAAAAUUCGCCAAAAAUAUGGAGAAGAAAUAAAUAGACAUUGUUAAUAUGUCUUAAAUAAAUAAUCGAACUGAGAUAUUUAAUAAUUCGUCAACGUGAAGCAGAAACCAUGAAUAUUGGAGAAAGGAGCAGCUUCUGUGCAAUGGAAUCAAUCCGGCCUGAUCUUUCCUUGCACCUCUGGCCAAUUCUGCAAGCACCCCCUUCACCUUUUCGUAAUGAUGGUUGCAUCACCAUCUACUCCACCCUGGGACACCUCAUACAUGUCAUUGAAGAACUGAAGACCAAAGAAAAACACAUUGCUCAACUGGAACAAGACCUCGGUCACCAGUCUGGAUACAUGAUGCAACUAGAGAAGAAAAUUUCUUCUCAGGACAAAGGUCCAAAUCCAUCGUCACCAGGUGGAGCCACCACACCAAGCAAACCAACAAGCACAGCGCAUAACUACAGCCCUAGCAAAGACUCUGAUGGGAACCAACAAACAAACUUGAAAGAGAACAGCAGUUGCCAAAACAGUAAAAACAAAGUGCCCGGUUACCUGGCAAGGAAGAGUGACAAAGAAAACUCCACCUUCCUUGCACAGAUCCGCAGUCUACAGCAAAAGAUCUCUGAACAGUAUAAAACCAUCAAUGCUCUCAGACAAGCAUGUUCCGAAAAAGAUAGAAGAAUUGAAUUAAUCCAACACAGAAAAAUGAAGAAGCGAUUACGAAGAUCUUUGGAAAAGUGUGCCAGCACCAAUGGAGAUGAUGAUGCUUGUUCUGUUGACUCCGAAGUAUCAGUCUCCUCUCUACCCAUGGACAAUGGUACAGAUGAAAACCAGCUGGAUAUUUGGGAUGAGUAUGCUCGAGAGGAAAUAGAACGUAGCUACCGUCAGUUGAUGCGUGAACACUUAGAACUGAAAAAGUCUUACACGCUCCUUCAGGCACAAACUUCCAGUGCAUUGGACCCAGAACGAGAAUUGAAGUUAUGUCGUACUCUGGAAUCGGAUCUCUUCGAAGCUCAGUGUAAAAUUGAAGAACUGAAAGCUUUACUACAAACAGAUGGUUUGGAACCACGGCUACUUGAAGAAAAAGAGACUCUACAAUCAGCCAACAUUGAAAUGCAGAAAAAGUUGAAAAAGAUGGAAGAUAAUGAGGGCAAGCUACAGGAAGAUCUCUCAGAAGCCAGGGAACAAAUUGAAGAUUUAGAAUUUCGGAUUCUAGAAUUAGAGGAAAGUCAGAACACGGGUGUAGAAGAUUGUAAUGAUGCUCUUGAAGAUUUCCUCGAAUUUGGCAAAACUCAUCAACUGAAUUGUGAUGAAGAAAGUAAAAAAUCAGUUGGAGUGAAGAGGUCAUUAUUUAGAGAGGAAAGAAGAGGAGGAGAUGGUGAACCAGCCAGUAUUAUUUCCAGUGAGAGCGGGGAAGAUGAACAAUUGUUAAGGGAAGAAGUGAACAGCUUACGAAAGCAGAUCAUUGAACUCACUGAACGACCUGUCAUGGAUUUCCCACCAAAACCCUCAGAGAUUAAGACAGAGGCAGGACAUCCAACAGAAACUAAGGAUGGUAAAAAACUUCAAGAAUCCAAAAAGCGGAUUGAAGAAUUGGAGAAAAUUGCUAUUGAACUCCAAGGUAAAAUAAUCGGUUUGCAGCAGGACAAAGUUCAAUUAGAAGAACAACUUUCACAGAAGUCUUAUUCCAACUUAAAACUGGACAAGGAACCUAAAGAUGCAGAGGAAGUAAACAUCGAAGAUCAAGUCAGUGUUGUCAGCUGUCAGGACAUGGUGUCUAAUGAUAUUGCUGAAACCAGUGAGACAUUAGGCACAAAACGUCUUUCAGUUGGUGAGACUGAAGAAGUGGAUGAUGACAAAGUAACAUCGAGUUUGUCACAGGUUAAACAUAAUAAGGAUGAUGAUGUAAAAGGUUCCGGUGACUUUGUACAAGAUUCCUGCUCCAAGUUGGAAGAUCCCUCUGAAACAGCAGUGGCAGAAGAUGAAGCUGCUGGGGUUGAUGAAGAAAAGAAACAGAACCUGGUGGAAGAAAGUUGGAGAGAGAUUGAGUCAGCCAUCAUUGAUGAGACAAUCGCAGAACUUGCUGCUGGAAACAAUAACAACAAUAACAGCAACAGCAAUGAUGGCAGAGGUGGUGAUGGGGAUGAUCUAACCUCUUCUUUAGAUAUUGACAACUCAUUGCUUGCUGACAUGGAAAAUGUCAAUGAUAAUGAUGAUGUUGAUGUAGAGGAAGAUGAGAACCUGCAGUUACUGGAACAACAGAGCGAGUGUCUGGAGAGUAUAAAACAGAUCCUCAGCGAGCAGGGUAUUUUGAGUCAUGUCGAGAUGAUGCUGCAGGAGAUGGAAGAGAUCAAGGAAGAGAAUGCUGCCCUCAAAGAAAGGCUGACUUCAGGUGAUGUUACACUAGCCAGUGGCGAAGUGGUCAAUGUGGACGUAGCCAUAGAGAAAUUACAUCAGCUGGAAGAGGUCUGCGAGAACCUCCGUGAUAAAGUGCACACGACAGAGCAAUCUGAGAUGCUACUGAAAACCAAGCUGAAGCAUGCCGAAGAUACUGUCGGCGAGUUAGAGUCCAGCGAGAACCUACUGAAGGAGCAGUUGGCUAAGAUCAGUCUAAGAGAGGCCGAGUGGAAGACGAAGGCUCAGGGUUUGUUGCGAAACGUCAACGAGUUGGAACAACUGCUGAAAGAGAAGGAUGUCAUCGAAGAAAAGUUACACGAUAAGAUCAAAGCACUUGAGGAAGCUGAUAUGAGAAACUCUCGGAAGCUUGUAGAAUUGCAAGAGGAUGAGAACCACUUGCGAGAAAGCCUACGCAAUAAAGAUGACCUCUCUGACCAAAGUGAGAUGCUGAAAACCCUGAAGAAGAAAAUCAAGGACCUGGAAAAAAGUAACAAAUUGCUAAAGAGUCGGGUUGUGGAACUUGAAGAUAGUGAGUGUGAAGUGAGAGAACACUGGAACCAAAUUGUGGAAACUGAUGCCAACAAAAUUGAGGGUCUGCAAGAGAAAGUGAAAAUGUUGGAAUCAUUAAACAGGGAACUGGAGAAGAAACUUCAGGAAGGAGAAGAAGAAUUUAUGACUGGGGUUUCCUUGGCAUCAGAACUGUCAUUCAGCCAAAACCCUCCAGAUUCCAAAGAAUCUACAGUGAGCUUUGAUUUGGAAACAGAAUAUAAGAACCUGGAGGAAAAGUUUCAAGAGGUUACGGAAGCUAAAAAUAGCAAGAUUGCCGAACUGGAAGACCAUUUGGAGAAGCUGUACAGUACUGAGCAGAAACUGAGUGAGACUGUUGCAGAAAUGGAAGAGAGAGAGCGGGAACUGCUUGCAAAAUUGAAACUCUGUGAAAACUCUGAUUUCUCUGUAGAAAAAAUGCUUAAAUAUGAAGAGCGUAUCAAAGAGCUCAGUUAUUCACAGGAAAAUUUGCUGAAUGCUAUAGAUACAGUAGCUGACCCCGAGAGCCAUUCACUGCAGAUAAUCAAUGCUCUGAAAGAUGAGUUGGUUUUGAGUUACCAGAAAAAUGAAGAGAUGAGUUUGAGAGAGAAAAAAUCGACUGAACAGUUGAGGAAUGAGAACAAUUCUUUGAAAGACCAACUUGAUAAGUUGUUAGAGAAAGAAUCCGGUCAUUUAGGCCAAAUUCUAUCCACAGAAAAGGGAAAGGAUGCUUUGCACAAUGAACAUUCUUUGGUUUCUCAAAACAGUAAGCAAGAAGUUCCGACAUCCUCACUAUUUGUGAGAAUUCAAGAACUUGAAACUGAAAAUCAAGAACUCAGAAUCAAAGUUGACGGUUCUCAGAAUGGAACCCUUUCUAAAGUCUCUUCGACAGUCUCUUCAAAUUAUGAACGGUUGUGUGAACUCGAGAAGGAGAACUCUGACCUUCUUGCUGAAGCAAGUCGGUUGCGAGAAGCUGAAUCUCAGUGGAAAGAAAUGGCAGAGAAGUUGGUACAGCUGGAGAGCAAUGAAGAACGACUCAUGGAGAAGGUAGUGGAACUUGAAGACAGUUGUGAAAGUCUAAAAGAGGAACUUCAGAAGGUACAUGGUGAUAAGAAAGAAAGCCAAAAUGAAUUGAAAGAGGAACGAGAAAAAGUUGGAAGUUUACUGAAACUAGAAGCAGAAAUAAAGGGCAGACUCCAGGCUGAAGAAGAACUUAAUGGUUCUCUUCGAGAACAACUACAAUCUUUCAGGUUGCGUUUGGAGGCAAUUAAGGAUGCGUAUGCAGACCAUGAACAUUCAAAGAUGGAGUUGGAAAAGAAAUUGGAGGAAGUUACUCGUGAUAAAAAUUUACUUGCUGAAAAACUCCAAUCUCUCACCCAAAAUCAGACCAUUCCAGUGGAUUCUACAGAUCCCAACCAAAAUUCAGCAGACCAUGACAUUCUGGAACAUUCCUCUCUAUCAUCAUCUGAUAGCAAUCAUUCCUCAGCAAAUACAAGCAGCUUACCUUUCCAUAGUACAGAAAACAAAUACCUUGGCCUCAUCAAUUCCCUUGAAGCCAGCCUCAAAGACAUUGGCAGCAAUCAGGCUUCCAGUGAGUUCCAAAACAAUAAACAAGGUCCAAUCGCAGAACAAGCAUCGAAGAGUAAAGAAGAGCUCAGUAAAGAAUUAGAAUCUGAACUUGCGGAUAUGAAUCGAGAGCAGCUCGUAGAUUUUUGUAGCACUUUAAAGACAGAUCUGAGGACAAAAUCACAGAAAAUUGAACAAUUUGAGCGAGAUUUCUCUGACUUUGUAAACAGAGUACAAUGUGGGACAGUCGUCUUCCGAGAUAAAGAAGUACGAAAGACUGUUCUCACAGAAGUCAAGACAUUCCAACAGCAAUGCAACUGUAAGGUUCCCAUUAAUACGCAAACUACCCUCGCCGGUGAAAAAGUCUCUCAAGGGGUCGAUACGGCUGAUCUCUUGAUCGACAACGUCACUGAGCAGCAGCAACAACAGCAACAGCAGCAAAAAGAUGCUAACGACAGCACGAUGGCACAUGUAGAGAUGCCUCACUCUGAGUACAAAGUAUGGAAGGCAAAGGUGGCUAUACUCACGAACAUUGAGGCGAACUUGCCCAAUGUUAAGGAAUCCCCACACCAGCUUGAACUCCUGCUACAGAUCCUUCAGAAAGGAAGGGAUAUUAUGUGCAGUGAUGAGAAUCAAGCUGGAAUUUCGAAUGAUCAACUUCUGAUUUAUGCCAAGCAACUUCAGACUUUAUCUCAAGGUUUGAACUCAACCACUUCCCCAGACGGAACUGGUACUGAUGCUGGCAAAGAAGUUUCUCAGGUGAAAACGGAGCAAUUAGGUGCAGGCAAGGAGGCGAAGGGGUUGUGUUCAAAAACUCCCUGUCUAUUCAACAAAGCAUCUAAAUCUGAUCGAAAGAAAGUAAUUAAAGAGCUAAUUAAUAGUCUCUCGUCGGAAGACUUGGUGGUGGUGGCCCAGAUCCUUAAACAACGAUUGGAUAAAGGAAAGGUGAAGAAGAGGGCACCGAAAGACCAAUUGAAUCCUUCAAUGAGCAAUGAACAAAAGGAAUUUGAAGAAAUCGAAGUAGAUAUGUGGCUGUCUUCUGAAGAUGAAGAUGGAAAUAAACAGCCAAGUACUGAGGUGGAACAGGUGCAGGCCGGCACCGAUUCCGUUUCAAAUGCUGCUGCUGCUGCACUGCCAUGCACGGCAUCAAAUACAGCAACAGCAGCAGAUGAAACCAAAACAAGCACAGAAGAUGAUGAAUGGAAGCCACCUUUGCCGAAAACCCCUCCUCCCGACCAGCCACCGACGCUCCUUGAAGAACCUGAGGUAAUUUUCGUUGACAAUAAUGACGUCACUGACAAACAUUUAAUUGAAGCCGAGUCAACUCUACCCUCGGCAGCGGCGGCAACCGUUAGCCAACAGCAACACAUGCCACAAACAGCCAACACAAAUGACCAAUCAAAACAACAGGUAAAUAUAUUGACCAAGGCGCUGAAUGACAAGAACAAAUAUAUAACAAUGCUGGAAGCUUCUAUUGAAAGACUUGGCCAAAUGUUGUCCCAACCACAGGGUUCCAACCCCGAUGCAGGUGUAAGAGAGGAAGCCAUUAAGAAGCUGGAGAGUCAGUUGAAGAGUCUUCAGCAAGAAUUGAGGCAACACCAUGUGGAAGGUCAACAAAGUCUGACCAGUUUGCGGACACAGCUUCAGGGUAAUACAGACAUCACAAACACACAGAAGAGGCAGAGUUUCCCGCAGUGCCAUCCACAAAAGCCAACACCUCUGGCACACUCCUACAGUACGACAGAUCUCUCCCGGAUCAGCUUCUCAGCAUCUGACGUAGAGAACUUGUUGAAAAUGCCUUACCCAGUCCGUGCCUGGCCAAGCUGUAGCCACCUCGCUCCGCAGACGUUCUCACGCACCGUCCGCAGGCGAAGUGACACAUUCGACCCAAAACUUCUUCCUGCAGGACAACAGCAGCAGCAGCAACAGCAACAUCAGCUGUUACUGCAGAGUAACCAUGGUAACAUUCCUGUUUCAACCUUACCUGGUUGGUCACCUGAUAAAACUUCUCUACAUCAUCUUCAACAACAGCAACCAAAAUCCCAGAUGCUAGCCCCUAAUUCUAUAUUUGUGGCAGCUUCAGAUUACAGUCCAGAGUUAUUUUCAGCUAGUGGCCACCUCCACCUUGAGAUACCACUCAAGGAAGGUGAUGUCAUUAUUAAAAAAGGACCUGUUGGUGCUAACGGUUAUUGUGAAGCUUUAGUGAAAGGUAAAGUUGGCUUGGUACCAUAUAAAUACCUACACCCAGUCAAACUUGAAACGAUGACAGCAGAGGAACAGAGAGCUCUACAUUUACAGUUCCGUGGUGACACAACAGAAACAAAUACAGAACACAUAAGACCACCCUCAGAAGUGGCAUCUUAUUUUCAAAAAGCCCACCUAACAUCCAUUCCAAACCUAACUGGUAACCAAUAUCUCCCGCCCGAACACGGCAGAUGGAACAACAGUGUCAGUAGUACUCCGCCACAUACUGCUGUUUCCGCUGCUACCACCACAUCCCCAACUUCACAGUUUGUGAAGAGACACAGUGGUGGCGGCGGCGGCGGUGGACAUAUCUCGCACACUCCUAUUAAAGGAUUGCCUGAAGCACCGUCCACCUUCCGUCUCGAAAGAAUAGUUGGAGAUAACAGUGUUCUUCUAAGUUGGCUCCCACCAAUGAUGGAUGAGCUUGACCAGAAUAAUGGUAUGCAGCUAAUUGGCUACCGGAUAUUCCUGAAUGGUCGGCUGUGCCAACAACCGGGAAGUGCACACCUUGCUAAAGCUGUGGUGGAGAACCUAGAUCUGUCUCGUCCACAGUACUUUGCCAUCCAGUCUGUUGCUGCCAAUGGUCAGAUGUCACCCUCAGCAGAGGUUGUCUUUGAAGGUUUGGAGCGAUGGCUCGAUGACGGCGAUAAAAGCACUGAGUCGGACACAGAUCUUUCAGAGAUCCUUCCUAGUCCCCUUGGUAAUUCAGGACCACAGAGAACGUUUGUUGCAAUCUAUGACUACAACCCAUCAGUGCAGUCUCCACAUGACUACGCAGAAUCUGAAUUACGGUUUAAUGCAGGUGACCUUAUCACAGUCUUUGGGAACCAGAGGUCAGAUGGAUUUUUCUGGGCUGAGUUAAAUGGUAACCAAGGGCUUGUCCCUGCAAGUUUUGUGGAAGAAGUUCCAACGAAAGGUUCUCGGUCAAAACCAGUGAGUCGCCAGAACAGCAACGCCUCCCAGAAAUCCCUACAGAACACAGUUGGUCGAACAAGUAAACUGACAGCUGACUCUUCAAAAUAGACUUCAGAGGUAACU